AUGUUUAAUUCAAUAUCGGCCAAUGAUGAUUUUAUGAAUUCUUUAAUGACUGGAGAGGAGGAAACGUUUACGAGUAGUGGGAGUGCUGGUCAGCAUCGAAAUAGAUAUUUGGAAAAGUCGAAACAGAGCAAAUCACCAACAAUGAAUUCUUCAUCACCUUCAUCAUCACCUAAAUUACAGGAUUCAACAAAUAGACGAUAUACAAUGACACCUGGUGGUCAACCAAAGUUAGCUUCUGAGAUGGUUCCUAUUCCAUCUUCCCGAAAUACGAAUUACGGAAGAAGAUUGAGAUAUAAUUUGUUUGGAACAUCUGCUCCAUCGAAUGGAAUGGAUAGUAAUAAUUCGAAUAUGAGUUCGCAACCACCAAUUGACUCAUUACCAGAACAACAAAUUUCUAAUUCUGUUGCAACUUCUGUAAUAAGCAGAACCAACAGUUUGUACAGUAAUAAUAGUACACAAGUACCUUAUAAUCCUAUCGAGUUCCAAAUUGAAAGAGAAAAUCUCACUUUUAAUACUGAUCAAGAAGUGCCCAGGUUUAAAAUUGGCAUUUUUGGACGAAAUUCUUCCAUAUUUACAAUUCUAUUUGUUCUUCACCUUAAAAGUGAAUGGUAUUACAUGGAUGGAAAGUUAAAAUCGACGGAUUCAUUUAGAUUGGAUCCCACUUCUGACAGCUUUAUAUCAACAAGGCCAAUUAUGAAUCCAAUAGAAUCUGAUGAAAAUGAAUUAGCACUUGUUUCGUUGGAAUGGAUUGAUAUGUCUCCUACACAUAACCAAUACCAACUAAAGGAUACUGAAGGAUUCGUGUAUGUUUUAGAUAUUGGUUGCAAAGUAAAUGGUGAAGAAUAUUUGCCAAAGAGUUUUGAGGAUCAAUUACGAGUUGCAAUUCAGUACUUGCAAACAUAUAUCAAGAGGAGAAUAAUGAGGAAUAACAAGAACGAAAAUUUUGAGGAAUUUGAGGAACCAGUUGUGUUCUUGUGUUAUCAUGACGAGGAUUUGUACAAUUUGAGAGAGGAAGAAUUAAACAAUUCUCUAGAUAAGAGAAAUUCUAUAAUAAUGACAAAUGAAGACGAUUCACCAUUAGAAGAAAGCGCCAGGUCUAUAAAUAUUCGAAAUGCAAUUCAAAAAACCUUAAACGAACAAAUACCACUCAAGUUAAAGAAUACCAAAGUUUAUGUUCAGGAGGCUAAAGAUCACAAAUCCAUAGGAUCCUUCAUAGACAAUAGUUUCGCCUUUCUUGCAAGCGAAAUUACAUUAUCCAAAUUCAUGAAUGAACACAAAGCGAAAAAUGGCCAAAAUUCAAUAUCAUCUUUCUUUGCCUCUAGUAGAGACGAGGAAGUUUCAGAUAAUCUAUUGUAA
Messenger RNA from Naegleria gruberi, 1356 nucleotides. RefSeq lists its product as uncharacterized. The record is from RefSeq and is a predicted model, not a curated record. The transcript has a single exon. Lineage: Eukaryota; Heterolobosea; Eutetramitea; Acrasida; Naegleriidae. Bases 1 to 1356 code for a protein of 451 amino acids.